CCUGGCUUUGCUUCGCCACACUCGCCUCUUAUAUCUCGCUCGUGAGCUUGAGACUGGACCGAGUUCUCCGCGAUAUAGAUGCCUUCAUCGCCCGUCGAGCACACCGCUGUCCGGUACUCCACACGGGAGAUGAUUCGCUUCCUCGUCCUGUGAAUAUAUUGGUUUCCUGAGGAGUUCGGUGGGCACAAGAAAGUAAUUAGAGUUAGGAUUAUUCUUAUUAUUAGGAUUAGCAGUGGCGGUGGAGGAGAGGUGGAGGGGUUGAGAGUAUAAGAUGAGUUUUAUGGCGGCGAGGAGGGCGGAGGAGGAAGAAGAAGCGGCAGCGGCGGAGAUCCACUUGCCGGCGGAGGUGGAUUGGGAGAUGCUCGACAAGUGGCGGUUCUUCGUCAUGGGCGCGGCUCUAUUCUCCGGCGUGUCUGCGGCCCUUUACCCGGCGGUGGUCCUCAAAACGCGGCUCCAGGUCGCGCAGCCACCGUCUCCGUGCCUCCGCGCGGCGGCGGCGAUCUUCCGCCACGAGGGUCCCCGGGGAUUCUACCGUGGCUUCGCCACCUCGCUCGCCGGCACCGUCCCAGCUCGGGCUCUCUAUAUGGGCGCGCUGGAGGCUACCAAGAGCGCCGUCGGCUCCGCCACUCUCCGGCUCGGCGUCCCGGAGCCCACCGCGUCGGCUGCCGCAUCCGCCGCCGCCGGGCUCAGCUCGGCCGUCGCCGCACAGGUCGUCUGGACCCCCAUCGACGUGGUCAGCCAACGCCUGAUGGUGCAGGGUUCGGCGGCCGCAGCCGCCAGGUACCGCGGCGGGGUCGACGCCUUCAAGAAGAUCCUCUGUUCCGACGGUCUCCGCGGCCUGUACCGAGGGUUCGGGAUGUCCAUCCUCACCUAUGCCCCGUCCAACGUUGUGUGGUGGACGUCCUACUUCCUCUCUCAGAGACUAAUCUGGGGUGGCGUCCGCUACCACAUGGACGGCGGUGGCGGCGGGGAGUUGAGGCCAGGACAGGGGACGGUGGUGGCGGUGCAGGGCGCGAGUGCGGCGGUGUCGGGGGGAGCGGCGGCGGUAGUGACGAUGCCGCUGGACACGAUCAAAACGAGGAUGCAGGUGUUGGACGACGGCGGCGAGAGGAUGACGAUCGGUAGAACAGUGAGGAGCCUUCUAAGGGAGGGGGGUUGGAGGGCGUGCUACCGAGGGCUAGGGCCGAGGUGGGCUUCCACGUCGCUGUCGGCCACCACCAUGAUCACCACCUAUGAGUUUUUGAAGAGGCUUUCAGCCAAAGACGGCUCUUUUUGAGGUACUUCACCCCGGGAAAAAAGGGGAAUCUUUUGCCUACUCUCUUCUUCUUCCUACAAUUUUACUGUAUAUAAAUUAGUCACUGUUAGUUGAAUGAAUGUUCGAGUUUUCAGUGCCAUUACGGAAUUUUCUGAUGUAUUCUAGCGCAGGUAUGGAUAUGAACUUUUAUGAAAUGAAAACUCGAUCUUGAUUUAUUGCUUUCCUCCCAACCUUUGAGCUAGAAAAUGUUCCUAAACCUCUGUUAGAUUCUUAGUACUAGAUACUUAGAUGGCAGUGUCAAAGAUAAAAAGCUUAGGGCUCUGAAAUGGAUCAAUAAGCAAGGAACUAGAGAUCUCAGCUCCAGUGGAAGGCAGGGAAUGAUAAUGCAGGAGAUGUUUGAUCAUUGUGGGGCCUCUUUUGGCAUCAAAUUGUUGUCCUUUCAUUUUUGGAUUGGGUUUAAUAGUUGGGAUUUUUUGAUGAGCUCUUGUUGAAUCCAAGGGGCAAUUGGUUGCUUCUGAGAUCUGUGGGCUUGUUUUGUUCCUUCCAGUAAUAAAUAGUGGCUUAGAUUGUUCCAUCUGAGGCCACCCAUGGAUGACCUUUCCUAGUGUCGUGGUUUUUUGGGAGCAACGUUGGCUUUGAAGUUGGGUUUUUGUCUCUGGUGCUGAGUCGGAAUGUAUUCUCUUCAUAUAUGACAUAAAUGGAGACCAAAGUCUUUGAUGCUGAUGUAGAAAUGUUUAUCA
Musa acuminata AAA Group (dessert banana) is the source of this 1995-nucleotide messenger RNA. RefSeq lists its product as uncharacterized. The coding region runs from base 272 to 1276 and encodes 334 amino acids. NCBI's taxonomy places the organism in Eukaryota, Viridiplantae, Streptophyta, Magnoliopsida, Zingiberales, Musaceae. The transcript has a single exon. The record is from RefSeq and is a predicted model, not a curated record.